Molecule: messenger RNA, 5853 nt
Organism: Vitrella brassicaformis
Lineage: Eukaryota; Vitrellaceae
Source: the annotation of a GenBank genome assembly
AUUGACAUUUACGAGAAUCAUCAUGAAAGUCUAUACAAGUGUCAACUUUUCAUUUUCUUCUCCGCUUCUUCCCCAUUGCCGAGAUCAGUCGCUCUCUUUCGCUUGGAAGAUGGCUUCGCUUUGCCCGGGCCGUCGCCUUCCCUGCGGAUUAGCUUUACAAGCGUCUCAACGCGAAGCCUCAGGUCCUGGGACGUUCGAGAUCUGCGACACCAAGAUGAGCUUCGCUCAAAUCGCCGUAUGCCGUUUAUGUUCGGCGUACCUGAAGUACCAAUCGAAUCGCCAUCGCGGAUCCCUCCUGAAGAUUAACAACAAAUCAAAUGUGGUAUCGUCUCCGCCUCGUGCUUCUCUUUGGUGACCGGAUGAAGGCUUUGAUUUCGUCCCAUCUUCCGUACCCUGCAAAUAGCCGAUUUACCAGGUUGAAAGACAGAUCACAAUAUGCCUACCCAGAAGAUUCGUCACGUUCAAGAGAUAGCGGUCAUUGUCCUCUGUGAAGUGCCGGAUCUUCUGCGUCCCGUAGCUCAGAAUGCGAAGCUGCUCCCACGGGAAUCUGAAAAUGGAUAUGUGAAGUGCCGUAUCACGUGGCUCUCGCUGGUCAGCUGGUCAACCACCGUACCUAUAAGACGACACUUUGGCCCGUAUUUCUUGAUUUGUCUCAUCAUUGAUUCGUCUUUUCGUCUCUGCCGCUUCAAUAGCCAUGAUCUUCUUGUCUGCGCCGGGUAUCUCGUGAUACCUGUAUUACCAGCGGCGUCGAAAACGGAUGUAGGCUGCUUCUUUUGACCUACCGCUCCCAGAAUACAGUCGCGUAGCCUGACGACACAGGCAGAACACGUCCGACCUGAAUAAUUUCUGAACAGGCCCACUUACGUCUAACUUCGUUGACAUCCUUUCCCGGCAUGUCUGCAGCAAUCCUCUCGAUAUUAGAACGACCGUGCUCAAUGCAUCCCUUAACGAAGUCGUUGUAGUCGCUCUUCUUCCAAGUGCCAAAACCGUCCUCGAGCAGCUUCUGCUUUUCCUCAGUGAGUUCCUUCAAGAAAAGCCUUCUCUCUUCCUGUCCUGUCUCGCCGAGCUCGUCUUCGUCUUGAGCCUGACGGAGUGAAGACGAGAUUUCAUGAAGUCGACGAAUGAAGUCGACGAAUAUCGUGUUGCACCUCUCUCGUUUCUUUCUCGACUUCGUGAAGCUCAGUCAGCCGAUCCAUUUGGAAGAAUUGCCUGUCAGAUGUGAGACGUAAAGUGGUGGGUGUGUAUAUGAUCCCUUCGCGCACGCACCACUCGUGCAUGUGAGGGAGUUUCUGCAUCCCUCUUGGCAGUGCACGACCGCGUUGCAGGUCCUCCUGCAAAACAAAAAAGCAUCGCUCCUAAUGACCGGCAGAAGCAUCAACAUACAUUUCUUUGCUGGCGGUUGCGUCGGUUGUCGGUCAGCUUCGACAAAGCGUCCAGCCCUGCAAGGAGAAAGCACAUGAUCUGAGCUCACGUGCCCUCGCGCAACUUCCUCACACAGCUCUCACCGAGCUGCGCCCAGGCAUUCUUGUCAGCGUUCCUUCUGACCUCGCUAUAGUUCACAUUCUCGAACUCGUAGACAUUCAGUCCACCGUCCGAGCUGAAGUCGAGCACAGACCGCUUGACGUGUUGUUGCAAUUUCUCUGUCAUUUCCGCCAUCUUCGCUUCUCCUCUGCAAGCCAUGGACCAACUUCUUCCGCUUUGUUACGAUUUGACCAUGAGCUCACCUGGAAAGUAUUGCAUCGAGAUCUUGCUCGGUCACUUCCUCGCCUUCGGUUGCUUUGAAGACCGUGUCAGCUCCGAACUAGUUGAACAGCAGAAAAACGAGCCGUCCGCUGGGCGAAUUCCUUCUCAUUCAUUGCACCUGGAUCAUGUUCAUCAGAUCAUUUUUGUUCAUCGUUUUGCCCUUAUCGGAGAAUUUGAUGGCGGAGUCAAGCUGCAGCUUGAGAUUCGCCCUUUCGAUGACUUUCUCCUCGAUGGUGUUCUCAUGAACCAACCUGCGGUCGUAUCUGUCUUCAAAGGACGCUGGGUGCAUUCAAACUGACCUGUACACGUUCACGGGCUUCUUUUGUCCAAUUCGAUGCGCUCUAUCCAUGGCUUGCAGGUCCACCUGGCCAGAGGAAAGGUCGAAAGAAAGAAGAUCUUCAUAGUUGCUGAGUGCAAGCAUUUCAUGACCUGAGGAUUCCAGUCACUGUCGUACAGAAUUACUGUGUCAGCCGAAGCAAGGUUAAUGCCAAGGCCUCCGGCUCGUGUGGACAGAAGGAAGAGCUGCUGGAGUGGGCAAACAGGUUCGGGGCCUUAGACUACUUUCUUGCUUCUUCUUACCUUUCUUUCGUGUUCUGGAUCGUUGUUGAACUCUUCGAUCUGCCGAUCCCGGUCCUCUCCGCUGGUAUUCCCGUCGAUGCGGCAGUAGACGAUAUCACGAAUUCUGCAAUAGUCCUCCAGGAUAUCGAGCAUUCCUGAUGCCAGCAUAUCCGGCUUUCAACUCUUUUGCGCUUUUUGCGUUGUGUCUGCCUCACGUGUCAUUUGGCUGAAGAGGAGCACCUUAGACCCCUGUUCGAAGAGUCGCCUGAGCAAUCGAUCAAGGAAGACCAUCUUGCCAGCUGCCUUGAUGACGUGCUCGCCAAAUGCUGCAGGGAGAAAGAGAGACAACUCACUGUUGAGACGGAUGAGGAAUGUGGCUGCUUACGGUCUUGUGUCUUGUCUUCCAGUCCAUCUGUGCCGAUGAAAGAAGACCAGAAGAACAUCGCGUAAUCGAGCCAGUUCCUCGAUGUGAAGGCUAACCGAAGAGGUAAGGGUGAUUACAUGCCUUUCGAAGCUGCAUACAGAGGUUCAAGAGCCUCACUCGGCCGCCGCCCUCUCGGUCCUUCAUGCAUCAUAAAGGAGGGAAGAGCAACGACAUGCGCGGACCAGGCUGCAUUGUGGUUGUCUGUCGGCGUACCUGAAGCGCGUCAACGUUCUUGGCCAGUAUGUCUUUGUAGACCCCUUUCUGCAUCUCUGCCGUUGCAAUGAAUGGCAGCUGGAUUCUCACGGACAUCGAUCUCCUGAUUGGUCUUACCGCUCAACGGAACGAAUAGUAACAACUCCUUCUUGGGUGGUAUCUCACGCUCCACUUCAGCCUUCGUCCGUCGCAGCAAGAAUGGCCUGACGUCAUCAGAGAGGAGACAUGACCAUGACAGAAGGCGAAACGUGUGGAGAGCCUGCCUGAGAAUCUUGUGCAGGUGCUGGACAAUCUGCAUCGAUCUCUGCUCUUUGUCUUCAGCAGAGACGUUCCUGCAUAACAUCCAGACACAAGAGGUGGUUCCACCACCGUACACGAAAGGGUGUCCUUUUGUGACGUACUCGCCCGGUGAUGUAAGAUUGAAUAUCUCAUCAAACUCUGCACUGGACGAGAACAGCUCAGGCAUGAGGAAAUUGAGCAGGGCCCAACUGCGGACACACACACACACACGCACACGCACACGUACACUCAGACGGGGCCGCACGCGUGGAUCACGACGUGGGUCUCCUUUUGUCCCUUUCGUACAGUUCGUGCAAAUUGUUCUGCAGUGGCGUGCCUACACACAGAGGCAACGGACGCACGUACGUGGCGGGUCUGCAAGGAGUGCAGGUCAUCCACCGGUCAACAGAAGCCGAACUUGCGUGUGGAGAAGGCGAACGACCUGCAGGUCGAUGCAAACACACCUCGAUGUCCACGAGUCUGCACAGUGGUAUUCGUCGCAAGCCACCUGGCUGAGCUUGGAUGCUUCAUUCUUGAUCCGGUGGGCCUCGUCUAUAAUGAGAUACCUGGAGGGAAGCGAAGAGACGGAAGAGACAUCGCAAGGAUCGCCUGUCUGGAUCCUCACCUCCAGUUGAAUCGCCCAGCAAAGGCGGGCUUCUCUUUGAUGAUCAUCUCGUACGAUGUGAUACAGACAUCAAACUUGCCAGGAUGAAGCUCUUCUGCAAGCAGCGCCUGUCGCUCUUCCUGUGUGAGGGUACACCAGCACAUAAGCCCGCGUGUUGCUGGAGGGAUGCUGGUUGCCGACCUUGUUGCCAUGGAACUUGAGGGUCUUGAAGCAGGGGCACCACUUCUCAAACUCCUUCAUCCAGUUGCCUUAAACGGAGCCAGGAGGGAAGGAGACAGGAGGGAGGGAGGGAGGGAGGGAUGACAGGGGACGUUUGUUUGCAUGUUCAUUUCCACUUGCUAGCUGACGCCCACCGAGAGUUGACUUUGGAGCCAGUACCAGAUGAGGCUGCAGCACAAGCGAUCAUGUCGUCAGCUGCGUGUGGUUCAUGGCUGCAAGUUCUGGACGCUUCUUACCCCGCUGAUCUGGUGGUUCUCGCGAAGCCAGGCCAAAAUGGCGAUGCUCUGAAGCGUUUUUCCGAGGCCCUGCAUGCACAAAGAUACGCGCUCGUCGUAUGCUGGUUCGGUAUGCAGCCAGGGCUGCAACCCUUUUGACAGCUGUGAGAUACCAUCUCAUCGGCAAGAAUCCCAUUGAUGCUCAUCUCGUACGACCGUAUCAGCCAAUUAAGGCCCUGUACCCACACGAGCACCAUGUGAGGCACGACAGAAGACAGAGUGUACCACUGACCUCCAGCUGGUAAGGCUUGAGCUGCCCGUUCUUGAUCAGGGUGGGUUGGGCUGUCGAGACAGACACAACCAGUGGCUGUCACGGGAGUUGAAGAUGCGUGUCAUUGCCCGUCAGUGUCCCUCCGCACCUACGACUCUCGUGUACUUCCAUCCGGCCAUUUCCUCAUCUUCUGCCUCCCUGAGUCGUGUCAGUCACGGAUGAAUGGAUCCGAUGCCUCAUAUCUCGACCAGCUUACUUCAUGAGGAUGUCAUCUUCCUCCCGCUCUCCCAACCGCUUCUUGCGUCCUUUCUUGGGCCUGCACGAUCAGCCAGACCAGCACCAGGUGGCCCAUGAGAGCUGGCCUGGCCGCGACCACACCUGCGGUGGCUGCCCUACUUACUUGCUUCCAUUGGACUGUCCUGAGACUCGAGCAAGCAGGUAAGCCACAUACUGGUCACUCUGCAGAGCAUACAAGACACGUACGUGAUCACACCAGCACAAUGCGCCCGGUGAAGGAAGGUGUCAUCGGUUCUGCCGCGCUGAGCCCACUUCUCGAAGGAGGUCUUGCAGCGACAACUGGUUCAAGCGUACGCGUGCACAGACACCAGCACACAGAGGGUGGCAUGCGAAUGAUGGAUGUCCCACGAGACAGUACGUACAAGCACACAUACCACCUACCUUUUUUCCGGCGCCGCCAAACGCCCUUCUGAGCUCUGAGGCGUGCUAAGAUGGACACGAGCAGAUAGGGCAGGCAGGAAGGUGACCACGCUGCGGUUGGUUGACUCAUCCAGCAGCCAAUCUUGUUCAGUGUAUCACCUCGGCGUGAGCUGAAGCCUCCGCUUCUACUCUCUCCUCGUCUCUGUCCGCAUGUGACAUGCCUGAAGCGAAGCAAACGGAACAACAUGCAAGAGCCGUCGACGACGUCCACUUGACAAAGCCGCAUACCACUAGCCGCGCUCGCCGGUGCUGCUGCUGCUGCUGCUGCCGCUGCCGCUGCCGCUGCUGGCUCCUCAGCUGCAGCUGCAGCGGCAGGCUCUUCCUCACAAUCCAUCGAACAGCGGCCGUCAGAACUCCAGCACAAUCAGCAGUGCAUGCAACUCAUCUCCCGCCUGAAACCCAUCAUACACACAAGGGAGAGUCAUGUCUGAACACAUUCCACAGACGAGCAAUGGGACGUGACGCCACAUUCUGACCAGAGAGGCGUAGCUCUUCGCCACCGCACUUGUUGAGCCGCUAACAAGAAGGUCUGCUCAGGUGAGGGGAGCGUGAACCUCGUGUACCAGCGGUUCCAGGGAGAACCGUGUCC